AUGGCCAAUGAAAGCUCCACGAGGGUCAUCGAGUUCAUUUUCAGAGGUUUGAAUUACAACCCUCAAUUGCAGGUCUUACUCUUCCUGCUCUUUCUGAGUUUCUACGUCAUCAACCUAACUGGAAACUUGGGUAUGAUGGUUCUGAUACAGAUCGAUUCCCGCCUUCACACACCCAUGUACUUUUUCCUCAGCCACUUGUCCUUUGUGGACAUGUGCUUCUCCUCAGUCGUGAGCCCCAAGAUGCUCUCCAACUUUGUGAGGAGGAAAGCCAUCUCUUUCUGGGGCUGUGCUUUGCAGCAGUGGUUCUUUGGGUUCUUUGUGGCAGCAGAGUGUUUUCUCCUGGCGUCCAUGGCCUAUGACCGCUAUGUUGCCAUCUGCAACCCAUUAUUGUAUUCAGUCGUCAUGUCCCAGAGACUCUGCACCCAGCUGGUGGUUGGUCCCUAUACCAUUGGCUUCCUGAACACCAUGACUCACACAGCAAACACAUUUCAUCUCCCUUUCUGUGGCCCCAAUGUCCUCAAUCACUUCUGUGAUAUGUCACCUCUGCUUUCCCUUGUAUGUGCCGACACCAGGCUCAAUAAGUUGGUAGUUUUUGUUGUGGCCAGAGCUGUGGGCAUUUUCAGCAGUCUGACUGUCCUGGUCUCCUACAUUUACAUGCUCAUCUCCAUCCUGAAGAUCCGCUCUGCCGAUGGGAGGCGCAAAGCCUUUUCUACCUGCUCUUCUCACCUGAUGGCCAUCUCGAUCCUGUAUGGUACUCUUUUCUUUAUUCAUGUACAGCCUAGUGCCAGUUUCUCCCUGGAUCUCAACAAGUUGGUGUCUGUGUUUUACACUGCAGUGAUCCCCGUGUUGAACCCACUUAUCUACAGCUUGAGGGAUAAGGAGGUCAAAGAUGCCAUCCACAGGGCUGUGGCGAAGAUUAAAUUCUUAUCUAGAAAGGAAAAGGAGGGAGAAAUCUAA
Messenger RNA from Hippopotamus amphibius kiboko, 957 nucleotides. RefSeq names its product olfactory receptor 1009-like. The record is from RefSeq and is a predicted model, not a curated record. Bases 1 to 957 code for a protein of 318 amino acids. NCBI's taxonomy places the organism in Eukaryota, Metazoa, Chordata, Mammalia, Artiodactyla, Hippopotamidae. Gene Ontology annotation, molecular function: odorant binding; G protein-coupled receptor activity; olfactory receptor activity. Gene Ontology annotation, biological process: sensory perception of smell; G protein-coupled receptor signaling pathway. Gene Ontology annotation, cellular component: membrane. The transcript has a single exon.